Molecule: messenger RNA, 480 nt
Organism: Fusarium redolens
Lineage: Eukaryota; Fungi; Ascomycota; Sordariomycetes; Hypocreales; Nectriaceae
Exons: 2
Coding region: 24-257 (77 amino acids)
Source: RefSeq, a predicted model, not a curated record
UGAGAGCUGACAGAACAUAGACCAUGGAUGGCAUGAAUAGGAGGAAGAAGCCAGAACCAGACGAACUUGACUGCAGCAUGUACAGGAUGAACGGUAUCAAGCUCAUAGCGUUAGAAAGUAAGAAAGGUCGUCGGCUUCGUCUCGCUCCAUGUGGCCAAAACAAAGUCACUCGUUUGCUAUUUAAGCCCUGCUCGCCGUGCCGAUGUGAAACUUGUCACCUCCGCAUCCUGUCCGCUCUCAACCUGGCAUGCAUAUAAUAGGCUUAAUGCGAAAACAGAACUGGCCGGACAAGCGAUGGACACUAGCGCUCAGUUCGAGCCGAUGGAUAUAGACAAUGAAGAGGCAUCAAGGGAUAACGAAAUGUGUAUUCCCACGAUCGUGUUAUGGCCGCCACCGGAUGAUGAUUUUGAUAUGAAGGAGGACGCAGAGGAUGUGGAGAUGACUUGUACCGAGAGGAGCACCAUUACAAACAACCACUAA